AGUGUGUUCGUGCUCUCCGAUGGCGAGCCUUCGAUGCUUUCGUGAGCUGAGCCGCCGCGCUACGACGGUUUACUCCAUCAUCCAGACGCGAUCGAUCUCUUCAUUUCCUGGGAUCGAGCUUUCCGGGACCAGCAUUUCUCAUGGGACUGUAAUUCCGAAUCGAUCUCUCACUAGGAAUUUGCCGUGGUACAGUCUUUGGUAUCGCUCUCAAGAUCGUUGUUUCUCUUCGAAUACAAAAGAUACUGAUGAAGAUGAAGAAAGCAGUGAAGGAGAGGAUGAUGAUGAUGAUGAGGAGGGGGAGGACUUUGAGGAUUCGGCGGAGAUGGAAGUAGAAAGGGAAUAUUCACCGGCGGAGAAAGUGGAGGAGGCGGCUGAGAUAGGGUACAAGGUGAUGGGUCCACUCAAACCUUCGGAGAGACUUUUCAAACCCUAUGAACCAGUGUUUGCCAUUGUUCAGAUUGGUUCGCAUCAGUUUAAAGUAAGCAAUGGGGACUCCAUUUUCACAGAGAAGUUGAAAUUCUGUGACAUAAAUGAUAAGUUGGAACUGACCAAGGUUCUUCUAUUGGGCUCAGCAAGCCAGACAAUUAUUGGUAGGCCUAUCUUGCCAGAUGCGACUGUUCAUGCUGUAGUUGAAGAGCAUGCGUUGGAUGAAAAAGUGCUCAUUUUCAAAAAGAAACGAAGAAAGAAUUAUAGGAGAACGAGAGGACAUCGACAGGAAUUGACGAAGUUGAGAAUAACCGAUAUACAAGGAAUUGAAAAACCAGAACCAAAGAUCAUCUCUAAGCCUUCCAAGGAAGGUGUUACAGAACAAUCGAAGGCUGAGCUAGUUGCUUAGAGAUAAAUUUUGCUUCUUUCUUUUUUGCUGAUGCCGAAACAUUUGAAGUAAGUUUAUCCAUCACUUGCUGUUCAGUAAGAGUAAGAACUAGAUUGAAAAGUCGUUGAAAGGAUGAAAAUGCCUUCUUGGUAGUUAGUGGUAAUUAACUAGGCUCCUGAGAUAUGAAAUGUGAUUUGCCUUUCACUGUCUUGUUUCUCCUCGCUGUUUGAUUUUGCUCUUCAUUUGUAUUUAAACUGGCUCAGGCUUUUGGGAGCUGUUUGUUGCUUCUUUUUCAGAAAUAAAGAUUUGCGGAAACAUCUCUCUCCUUAUCUUCUCUAUGCUUUGUAGUUUGUACUGUACUACUGUGGUCUAGUUAUGGUUUUAUUUGCUUCCUCUUCAUGCAAGUCUCAGUCACAGAUAUGACACUGGGUGGUAAAUUGGUAAUAACUGUUAGUCACAUAA
Messenger RNA from Arabidopsis arenosa, 1276 nucleotides. Lineage: Eukaryota; Viridiplantae; Streptophyta; Magnoliopsida; Brassicales; Brassicaceae. The record is from the annotation of a GenBank genome assembly.